Leptidea sinapis is the source of this 9452-nucleotide messenger RNA. Its product is annotated as tyrosine-protein kinase-like otk. Gene Ontology annotation, biological process: multicellular organism development; positive regulation of kinase activity; protein phosphorylation. NCBI's taxonomy places the organism in Eukaryota, Metazoa, Arthropoda, Insecta, Lepidoptera, Pieridae. Gene Ontology annotation, cellular component: signaling receptor complex. The transcript is spliced from 18 exons. Bases 179 to 2203 code for a protein of 674 amino acids. Gene Ontology annotation, molecular function: transmembrane receptor protein tyrosine kinase activity; ATP binding. The record is from RefSeq and is a predicted model, not a curated record.
GUCGGCACUCGGCGUCGUUCUUUCGCUUUAUUCGGGCUGAUACUUGAUGUUGAGCAUUUUGAAUUUAAAACAUUGUGUAUAUAUGUAACUUUUAAAAAAUCUUCUCAGUUAAACAAUGGUUUGUUUAUUAAAUUGCUAUCGAUACAUACAGUGAAGAUUUAAAUAGUAUUGUCUAAAAAUGUGUUUGUGUCGUGUUUUGUUCGUAUUUCUGAUUCUGUAUGAUAUUUUCGGGUGGUCGGCCGCUACUGAAACAUGGCGUCCUAUGCACUUGUAUGUUGACGGGAAUGCGAGAAAACAUCGGGCUGUUGGCGAUGGCGGUCUCCGUUUUGAACCAGCGCCGUACAACAAGAAGUUGGAGCUGAAUGGUGUCGGCAAGAUACACUGUAAAGUAGCCGGCGGAGUGGCGCCGGCGGUCCAGUGGUUCAUGAAUGAUGCCGACGCGCUCCCAGAGGGUGUGAGUACAGCGAACGGCACUCUUCUUAUUGCCGAGGCGAAGAGAGAUCACGCUGGACAAUACACAUGCAGGGCCACCGAGGGCGAGACGACGAUCAGUGCCAAGAUUACGCUCGAUGUUGUCGUUUCUCCACGCGUGCUCGAGCCCACAGCUGGGCAACAAGUCCACGUGAGAGUGGGCGAAGACGUGACGUUGAAUUGCCGGGCCAUUGGGGAUCCAUCGCCCACCAUACACUGGGAUAGAAACAGCACCAUAUUGAGCACGCAAAAUGAUGACGUACAGCUGGAAGGUGGGGCGAAUGAAACAACUGCAAGAAUAAUGGUGUGGAACAACGGCACGUUACAAAUACGUAAUGUGACUGAGGAUGAUGCGUAUCACUACGGGUGUACGGCGGGAAGUAUUGCGGGGCUGUCUCGCGCCGAGCUGGAGCUCGUGGUGCAUAAUGGAAACUACUUCCCACCUCAAGAGUCCGGAGGAGUGGCGGGCAAAGCUGUGCUUGUUUCCAUAUCAGUCGCGGGUGCCUAUAUGUUGCUGGUGUUGGCGCUGAUGGUAUACUGCAGGAGGAGACGACUCCAGAGGCGACAGAGAGGUGAAAAAUUGGAGUUAGAAAUGGUCGAGGGUAGAGAGAAGUUGGUGGAAGAGGGAGAGAAGAAAAUACAAAAUGGCGGUCCGCAUAAUGGACGACUUUUGCCGAACGAGAGGGAUAGCGGUGCAGAUAACUCCGAGGUAUCACUAAUGUCCCGAGCUUCGAAGAAGUCCGGGCAAUACGAGCAUCUCUCCGUGCCGAAGUCGCUAAUCACAGAGCAAAUUACUUUGGGUCGCGGAGAAUUCGGCGAGGUGAUGUUGGCGAAGAUAGAUUUGUUGCAGGUGAAGAAACUAAGAAACAAAGACGAGGGGGAAACUGAACCACAAAUUCUACCAAUUUUGGUCAAGGCACUCACUACCAAGGACGAGUGUCAACUGUCUGAGUUUCGCCGCCAGUUGGACCUGUUCAGUCGCGUCCGUCACGACAACAUGUCUCGUCUGAUUGGUUUGUGCAACGAAUCGGAGCCGCAUUACAUGUUGUUGGAGCAUACUGACUGGGGUGACCUCAAAACGUUCCUCAUAGCGACCCGCACAGUGGAAGAAAAUGAAGAGUAUACAGCGCGCGUGGGACAAUCCCACGCUCUGCCUCAGUCUCAGAACACCAUCCCACCGCUGGGCAACCUUCACAGGGUAGUUCUGGCGCAGCAGCUGGCGGGGGCUCUCAACAAGAUCGCCGCUAAGAGGUUGACUCACCGUGACGUGUCUGCUAGAAACUGCCUGAUAACAUCUCAGCUGCAGCUCAAGUUGUCGUUCCCAGCUCUCACAAGGGGUCCCAACUCGCACGAGUAUCAUAAACUGCACGAUCAGGUAAUACCGCUAAGAUGGCUGCCCCAGGAGACGGUGAUGGAAGGAGAUUAUUCGACUAAAUCUGACGUGUACAUGUUUGCGGCCACUAUAUGGGAGAUAUACACAAAGGCCGAAUUGCCGUUCGCUAAACUGAACGACAACUCAGUGCUGGAAAGAAUUAAGAGUGGCACACUCGACUGGACUGUACCGGGUUCGAUGCCCGACAAGCUCGCCGGCUUGCUUAAACGCUGUUGGAACAAAUCACCGACAGACAGACCGCAUUUUAUAGAUCUGUUUAACGAGAUAACAUCAAUCAUAGAUGAAAUGAAAAUGGACAGCAUUUCGCAACAUUCUAAUGAUAUCGAGGAAGAUAAAUAACUUUAAUGCGGCGAUAAUUAUGACACUGAAAUUGUCAGCUAAAAGCACUUGUCCACCGGCGCGGCAGCGAGAAAGCGAUAAACUAUCAAUAUUUUUUCCCUCGAGAAACAUACAACAUAAAGACUCUAUUUGAUUAAAAUAGACACAAUUAGUUAUAGUUGUAGAGUUACAAUAUGCCAGCGUCUAGAGGAACGAAGCGUGCCUGUGAGAAGAACAUCUCGAAAAGGAAAGUAUUAUUACUGUGACUAUGAUUUAAAUUUUGAUUAACAAGUCGUAAACAGUCAUACACGCUUGACUUUAGCUUCUUAGUAUUCCGAAUAUGAAAUGUAGAAGGGGUUGGUAAUUUGAACGCACUUAAAAUUGAAAUAUGUGUAUUUUACAGUUUCCACUUAUAAUUAUUAUUCGAUACCCCUUACAAUUCACAAUAAGUAAUGUUCACUCGAACUUAGCGCUCUGGCUUAUAUAGGGCACGACCCUCUACCGUGAUGAUGCUAGCAACUGUUAAUUUGAUUACAACAGUGCCAACUAACUUACACGAAUCAAAUUAACUAAAGAUCUUAAUAUUAUAUGGUAUUCUAUUUAUUUCUAAUCGUAGUGUUAAUUAUAGUAAAUAGUAUUUAAACAUAAACAGUAGUUAAAUAAAUGUAAUAAUUAAUUGGAAUAUCUUAUGGCAGUUCUUGACGUUGGUAGCGCUUGUUAACACAUCAAGCUGAUAUAAAUCACUAGCUAACGCGGGCAUUGAUUAAUAAAAAUAAGUCACGUGUUAUUGGACUGCCGAGUCGUCUAUAUUCAUUUAGUCAGUAUAUUCUAAGUCUUUGGACAAGAGCCACUCGGCGAAUGGCUCUAAUGCUUCGCGUACGAAAAAACCGAUUUUGUCGGCCGAUGUCGGACAGAACAACUCGGACGUGUAUGUGCUUACACUGCUAUAGUGUACCACUUGUGACUGAGAAAUAUUGGGUAGUAGCAGUAAAUAAAACACGUCCUUACGUAACAAGGUCUAAUUGUGACUAACAAAGUGAAUAUAAUCACUACGUUCUGUGACUAGCGUCCAAGUGUGAUCUAUACAUUAUGCUAUACUACGUAUACCUAUAUGUACGUAUACAUCACAGUAGAUAGACACUUUAGAUAUUGCCGGUAUACUAUAAUACUGCAACGCGUUUGUAAAAUGUAGGAAUUCGAGUUCAUACCACAAUUCAAUUUGUCGACGCAACGAUGACGUGUUUGUGUACGCGCUCUUUUUCUUUAACAGUUGAUUGAUUUCGAUUCGAUUCCGAGUUAGGCCAUUGCAUCGCGUCACUGAUGACGGAUUAGGGGUACGUGAGUCGCUAGGGUUUUAUUUUCUACUACAGCACAAAUAAUCGCCCGCGACGCUCAUACACUCGACACAACCUACAAACUAUCGGAACUAAACUCGCUUCUGCUGCUCGCUCGUUUAUAGCUCUACUCGCCUCCCGUUCUUCGCUGGCGGUGGACAAGUACCUUAAUUUUAAUAUGACUUUUCGGUCACGGCAAUAUUGUUAUUUUUAUUUGAAGCUGUCAAAUGUUUUUGUGAUAAAACUCUUAAAUUUUUACUAUUCAAUUUUCUUGUAAUAAGUGUCUUAUAAUAAGUGUCGAUUAUAAUUUAUAGAAAUAAUUCUAGAAGAAUUAAUUAUUUAGAUUACAUUAGGACAUAGUGAAUAGAGUGGGUUUUUGAUAUAUUUGGCGUAACUUACGUAUGUCUUUUCGGGUAGAUAAUUCUUAUUAUUUAUAUGACUAAAAUCUCAUGUCUACAUCAACGAACAACGAAUGUAUGUAUAUUUUAAGUAUAAUUACUUACACGUAAUAUAUAAAGUAGGUUUUGUAUGAGUAUUCUUUAUUACCGCGUUGUAUAAGUUUUAGCUUUACAUCUGCGAAAACAGCGAAAGAUGUUUGAUUAAUUAAAACCAUAAUGUGUUUAACUUAAGGAAACUGUAAGACUUGUAUUUUAAAUCAUUUUUUAUGAACUCUUUAGACGUGUUUUUGAUGAUGCAUUUGCAUCGAAUAAACGGCCUGAUGGGUGAAAAACCUUUGUAAUAAAGAAUCUCAUUAAGUUAAAUGUUAUUUAAUAAGUAAUAUGACUUUCAACUGUCAGCUACGCGAUACUGCCAUUUUGUAAAUAGUAUUAGGAUAUAAGACUGAUGUUUAUUUUUAAUUUUUUAUAACCAGAUUUAUCGUUAAGAGUACUUUGUACAGUCAUCUUCACAAUAAAAGUCACAAAGUAGAUAAAUAUUCAGUGAUUAAUUUCAUUUUCAUGGAAAAAGUUAAGAAAAAAGUUUCACCAGUUUGCACAGGUUGCCGGCUAGAUUAUGGGUACAACAACGGCGCCUUUUCCUGCCGUGAAGCAGAAAUGCGUAAGCAUUCUUGUUUUUCGGUCUGAAGGGCGUCGUAGCUAGUGAAAUUACUGGCCAAAUAGGUGAGGAGCGCAAUUGUAGUGCCACUUAGAAUGUUUCGGUAUUUCAGGAAUCCUGAGCGGCACUGCAGUAUUAUGGGCAGGGCGUAUCAAUUACCAUCAUCGUAACGUCCUGCUCGUCUUGACCCUUAUUGUCCUAUACAGUAGCACUAUGUAUAGGUGGAACGUUGUACCAGUCUCCUCGUGAUUUGGUUUGAAGAGUUAGUGAUACAAGAUCGUAGGACUUCGACCUUCUCCUGAAUAUCUUGUGCAGCACAGCAUUGCAAUGGACCGAGCAUAUUAUCUACCCUUAUAUUAUGUUAAAGCAUUGCUCAUCACGUGAUAAAAAACACCCCCGUUUCAAAAAUAAAUAUUGAUUUUUCUGAAAUACUUCGUGAUGUAUAAACUUAGUGUGUGCGUUCUUAAACACAAAAAAAAAUAUCUAAAUGAUAAUUAAGAUACUUCGAUCGAUAUCGUCCAAAAUUUGUAAUCGUUCGUCCUAUUCGACAUUAAAUUUAUAUAUAUACAGUAUUAGACUGUGAAAUGUUUAUUCGGCGUCUGCUAAAUUAUCUUUAGGCUUUGUAUAUUCUUAUGGUCUGCGAUAAAAUUGUGCCAAGCAGCUGUAUUUUCUUGGCUGACUGUACUUCUUUUUUUAAAUUGUCUAGUUUUAAGAUUUGUACAUUAAGUGUUGCCAGGUAAUGCAUUUAUAGAUUAUUAAAUAAUAAUUAUAAGCUGUCGCAGGUUCGAUUUAGCCAACGGGCAACGUGCAAAGGCUGACCUAUAUUAUUAAAGUACAGUCUUUUUAUUAUUUUUCGCCAAUAUGAUUUACCAUGAGGUAAAUAAUUUAAAGACAUGGUUUCCCUUAUUCAUUAAUAUUGGUUAUUAAUAAGAGAAAUAAAACUAGUGACUCCCAAUAAUAGCGAACACAUACUGUGAGCAUUCGCUGACAUGAAUUUUUCUUAGAUGUUCUUAUAGAAGGGGUGGCGGUGAAUUUUUACCAGGUAAUAGUCAAGAUGUUUAAAAAAUCUAUAAGAAUAUUUAGAAUUUCAGAAAAUAGUGAUAAAUAAGUAUGUAUGUAAAACGGUAAUUCUAAAUGUGUUAGCUUCUAGAUGUUGUUACUGUUUAUAUUCAAACAGAAUCUGUCGACAAUAAUGUUUAUUCAUGAUGUAGCCCGGUGACCAAUUGAGUCCAGGUUGUAAACAUCGAAAUUAUAAAGUCUUUUAUGUUAAAGUUACUUAUCAAGGUCAAUUCUAAACGAUGAAUUGAAAGAAGACGUUCCAUAGAAAACUUAACCAAAUUAAAAAGUGUCAAAUUUUUUAUCCAAGUUAAGAUAACAACGGAAAUCCAUAAUUAUACAAAUUAUUAAAGUUUUCUUUAGUGUAAAUUCCGCUUAUAUUUGUCUUCAAUCAAUUCGACAUGUUUCGCCUCUACACGAGGGAUGCCCAGGAGAUGUUGAAUAAAUAGGGUAUAAAAGAGCGGUUUCCGGACUGUAAAUUUUUGUAUAAUUUAUGGAUUUCAAUAUAAGUUCAAGUUCUGACUGUACUUUGAUUAUAACAGUUGAUAACAACGCUAUUUGUCGGAUAAGCUUAGCGGAUUGUAGUUUUAGAAAACGCCAUGUUUUCUCCUCAUCGCUCUAUUUAUCAUUAUAAAGGACUAAGAAGUAAUAGAUUAGACAUUUUACAUUUUCUGUGUACUUUAGAAUUUUAAUACAGUAUUUGUAUUAUUAGCUCAUAGAUUUUUUGUACUGUUUAGGUUAAGGAGAAUAUUGACUUACACGCGAUGCACGCGCGGUACUGAACCUGAACCAAUGCUUUAGUUUUUAAUAAUAAUUAUUUUUAUUUAAUUUGACUGAAGUUGCGUUGCUCGAUUCUUGUGCAAAUAAUAGCAAAAAAUAUCAAACCGUUUACUCACUGAAUUUGUCAUCAAUCAAAGUUGUUUGUCAAAAAAUAAAAAAUUCAAUCACAGCGCUAUUUAACUAUCAAUUUUAUUGUAAAAUAUAACCAAUACAGUACGUUUAAUUUCGUCAAAAUCGAGCACAGAAUACUUAUAAUAAAAAGCUGAAUGCAGUGUAAUUAUUGUAUGUUGUUUGUGUACGUCCUCUAGUUCUAGCAAUUGUUUUUAUUAAGGUCAACCAUUGACAAUUAAAUCAGUGGGGUUCACUAGCCCUAGUUCAUUAAGCUAUUGCCGUUUUUUUAUUACCUAUGUUACUACGAUUGACGUUUGCAUUGACGGCCGCGCGUGUGUUUACCGAAAUGAGUAGGUCACUUAACGCAGCAUAUUCGAAUCACGUUUGUAUUAAAACCUAGUUUGUAAAUAUUUAAAUUAGAUUUAUUUUGAUAUUACCUGGUCCCAAUUCAACGGAUAUAAAAUAAACUUAAAUUCUGUUGAGUUUUUUAGCCAAAUAGCUCUUUAGAUGAAUUAGGUGAAGUUGUAAUGUAAUUAAAGUAUCAAUUAAAUAAUUCUCCUUGCUUAUAACAACCGUCGUUUAUAGUGGUUAAGGGGGUGAGUAAUUACUUUUAUUUCUCAAACUUUUACCAAAGGCUUGGUAAAAUUCACUUAAGCUAUUGGCAAACAGACAGCGAUCCGAAAGAAUCGCCACGUAUUCGGUUUGUUUUCGCUUUUCUAUGUGACUAGAUUCAAACGAUACUAUAAUACAUAAUAAAAUUAAAACGCUUCGCUACUGUUCGCUACUGUCUGUCUGUUUGACAAUAGCUUAAAAGCCACGACGAAUUGUUUUAAUAAUAAGAUUCUGUUUACAGCAAAUUGUACUAGCUGCUAGUAGUACUGGCAUAUAAAAACUGAUUUAUUUAUUUAUUUAAUCAUAAUGAACAGUAGCACUGUGCGUCCUACCUGUAAGAGCGUUUUAAAAUUGUUUCGACAAAGGUACGCAAGCUAUCAUUAUGAGGGAAGACAUUAAUUGACGCCAUUGAGUUAUAUCGUCAAGAAGUAAGACAUACGGCGCCUUUAAGACGCACCAAUGGAAAUACAUUUUUCCAUAUUCCUUAGUGAUAGCAGGAACAUACAUUAUACAUACACACACUUCUAUUCUAUAUACAGUUAUCAUUAUAAUUAUUAAGUCAUGCAUUUCAUAGUUUUAAUUAUAACUCGUGCAUUUAUUUAGGUUAAGCCGAAUAUUGUAACCUUUAGUUUAGUCAAUCUAUUGAAUAGACUGAAUUUUUUACUUUUUUAUUAACUGUAGGUAUUGAUUGAUCUGUAUUGCUAAGAUAAUAAGAUCUAGAUUGCGACAAUCUGCGUUCAACAUAUUGAGGGCCCCUAACAUUAUGUUGCCAAAUGUUAUUAUUAUGUUGGUUAUAAUGUAAUAGCAGCCCGCAGCCGUGCCAAAAAACAUAUUCCUGAUGAAUACGUUCGGUUCGAUUACUCUUUACCUGAAAAUUUCAUGCGAAUUUUGUACAUAAUGAGGAACAUUUCAAAUUGUUGUGUGAACUUUUCUAUUUAUAAAUUGAUGUCGGGCAUUUUCAACCGCUUAAGCCAAAUACCAAAAAUAACAAAGUUUCAUUAUGAGGUCUCCACAAACUGUCUGUAUUAUUAAUAAACGCGAAGUAAAGUUAUUACAAAUUUAAAACUUUAUCUUACCUUCGUCACUACAAAAUAACAUGACAGGGCGAAGUAAUUUUAAACUUGGAGUAACUUUCCAUUGCGUUUAUUAAUAAGACAGUGAAGGUGUGACAAAAUAAAAAUCUCAAACUUGUCGUUUGAAUGUAAAUGUUAUACAUUUAUCUACAUCUAAUCGCCUUAUCAUACCGAUGCUCAAAUGUUGGUCAUACCGUCUUGAAUCUCUGUAUGAAAAUAAUUUUAUAACAGCAACAUAACAUGCAACAUUGUGUGGUGUGACCGAGUGUCGGUAUGUUGUGUUCAGGGUAGUGCAGUUUAGAUCAAAGAUAGAUAUAAAUUAGCUGACCCGACGGAUGUUGUUCUUUUCAUAAUGAAAAAUCUCUUGUGGGUGGAAAUAAUUGCGGCGUAAUAUACGUAAAGUCCGAAAAUUCCUACCAAAGGAGGAUGGCGAGAAUGCAUGUAUUUUGGGACACACUGAAAGAAGUGGCGUACACCAUGGAAACUUCUUAAUAAUUGUAGAACGUAACAAACUAAGAAAAAAGGAAAUCGUAAGUAAGCCUAAAAAUGUGGCAGUAAAAAGAUAGACCUAAAAGUAAAAUAUAACCUAAAAUUAUUAAUCAAUACCUAUCUAUUGUUCAAUAAAUAAUUUGUAUCUUAUGACUAUGCCUAAUUAUUGUCUGCUAAAAGAUAAUGUAAUAUAUAUGUGGAAAGUUGGCCAGCAGCUAAUAAUUGAGCAUUCACGUUUCAUUAUUUUUUCAAGCAGGAAUCGAACAAGAAACGAUAAUAAUCUUAUUUAAAAUUACUGAUUUGAUUAGGUAGCUAUAGAUAGUUUGAUGGUGUCGGAACAUCCAUGUAAAAAAUUACUGUCAUGUCAAAAAAAUGUAGAUGUCAAUUGCGCAGAACGUUUCAUUAGUGCAAGGUGACUUAUUUUUAAAUAAGUUAUAGUAAUUUAUUCUUUUGACUCCCAUAUCUUAGCGCCUAAAUAGUUUUUGCAUAAACAUCUAUGCGAUAUUAACUUAUGUUUAUAAUUAAUAUAAACUUUGGGAUUUGCGAUGCUUCCUUAACUUUUUAAUUAUGUGGGUCCAUUCUUCAUCCUCCUUUCAAGUCUCUACGCCUUAUGGCUCCAGAGAUAUCGUCUGUAUGAGUCAAUAUAUAGGUAUACCUACAAUAUAUCUGUCGCGGAUUGUUGCAAACUUCUACUUAUCGUAUAUUACAAAUGCGCCUGAUUAAUUUGAUUAUUUAGAGUUUUUAAUAAAUAUUUAAUAAUAA